UGACAGCACGGACUAACCCUGAUGCGCGUGAACAGCAGCUCACAGCUUCGAUCGAGUGCAUGUUACAUUUGUAUAAUGCACUUUACGUCCUUUUUUACUACAAGUGCCUAAAUCAAGACACUGGGUAAUAUGAAGGUAUUAUCAGUCAUAAAAUGCGCACAGGGAAUGCAAUUUCCUUCAGAAGUAAACCAGCGCAGACAAGUCUCCGUUUGAGGAACUUGAUUCACCCUGGAGUGUUGAUAUCAUCUUGAAGCUGGACGAUGCGCCCGGAACUUUACAGAUAGGUCAAUGUUAUGAAUUGACAUUAUGCCUUCAUUACAUCAUGGCGCUAUUUUUAUUGGAGUAUUUUUAAUAGUCACCGGUGGCUCCACCGCUUUUCUAACUACUAGUCAAAGUCGACUCCAGGCGUUCAGCAUGUGCUGUGUGGUGCUCGGGGCGGUGAUGCUCAUACUAGGGCUCUUCUGGGCGAUGAACGGCAAGAGAAACCCGGUGCCUUAUAAUGAAGAGUACAGCCACGACUACAGUCAAGUUCUGUUUACCCCACCGCCCGGAAACCACUUCCCCGAAUCCCAGUCCGUCUUUCUGCACGGAACUUUGCAAAGACGAGGCGUAUAUGGUGAAGAUUUGGACUAUCCCCCGAUGGAGCCAACCUGUUUCAGCCCUACCAGUCGGGGUCGGCCACCUCACUGGGACAUGGAACCUCCUCCGCCUUAUGAGGUGGCCAUCAAAACCACCAGGAGCUCUACGCACCUGAGACGCAGCUACUCAGACACACAGCUGCUCACUGAACCUCUCUUUGGACGCUCACGGGAGAUCAGUUUCGAAGUGUGACAUCUGAGCCGCGAUCAUCUCUUGAGACCCACCCUAAAGUAUUCUCAAAGUGUUGAUGAAGCUACAAAACAGGCUUUGACAAUCCACAGCUCGUCGAGGGGGUGUUUUGUGCCUCUUGAGAUGGUUUUCAUCUUAACCAUGUGUUUACAGCCUUAAUCAGAAGGAAAUGUAGAAUAUUAUGCUUUUUCUCAAAUAAAAUGCAUUAUAAAUG
Labeo rohita (rohu) is the source of this 1042-nucleotide messenger RNA. RefSeq lists its product as uncharacterized. The coding region runs from base 307 to 831 and encodes 174 amino acids. The record is from RefSeq and is a predicted model, not a curated record. The transcript is spliced from 2 exons. Lineage: Eukaryota; Metazoa; Chordata; Actinopteri; Cypriniformes; Cyprinidae.